Molecule: messenger RNA, 882 nt
Organism: Fonsecaea erecta
Lineage: Eukaryota; Fungi; Ascomycota; Eurotiomycetes; Chaetothyriales; Herpotrichiellaceae
Exons: 1
Coding region: 1-882 (293 amino acids)
Source: RefSeq, a predicted model, not a curated record
AUGCCUCUUGGGCUGGACGACGAUGAACUCGCAGCCUCCAUUGACAUGUAUGAGUUCCGACUAACCCGAAGGACUCAGACCAUAUAUUCCCUCCAGACGCAGAUCUCAACAAAAGAUUCUAGCCUACGUCCAGCGACACGGCCGUUGCCUCGACACGAUCUGUUGCAUGCACGAGGAGAGGGGCAAGCAGCGAAGCAGUCACAGCAGCUUAGCGCCGUCGAAGAAGAGCAACCCAGCAGCCACUUUGGAUGGCCUGUAAUCGACCCUCCCGCCUCGCCACCGCCUCAAGUAAAUAUCCGCCAUCCCGGGGAAGGCAGAGUCAAUACGGUGUACUGUAAUGAGGAGAUCCAGCCUCGGAAAUUAACAUACAGCACUUCUCUCCCUGCUAUGCCAUCCCGUCCACACUACUGUUCCACUUCAGAUCUCCAGUACCAGUAUAUGCCUGCAAGAAAUACCCGCCGGCGGGGAUUCAGUUAUGCAGAUGAAUUUGAGAAGGAGCUCCGAGAACUAGACAUCACACACGUGGGCAGACCGAAAGGGAGACCCAGUACCAAAUCUUCCUAUACUCGAACUCAAUCGGGCAUCUCAUCGACGAGUUCAUCCAUACCACAACUCCACAAAAGAGGAAUUCUGUUUUGGAAACCAAACAAGGAUGUACAUUCGCCUGGCUCGACAUCCUCCACUGUGAAUAUGGAGGGUGAUCUCGAUGAUCAAGCACUUGCCACCAAUUUUGAUGCACCACCUCCUUAUACGGAGACGGAGAAACGGGCGUCCCGGUUGGAGCGGCUGCUUAAACAUCUGAAUGGCCGAGAUAGUGACAGUGUUGGUUCUGACACUGGCGGCGGAGCCAGUCAACAUGAUUCUGCACAUCGGGCCGGGUAA